Clunio marinus is the source of this 180-nucleotide messenger RNA. The record is from the annotation of a GenBank genome assembly. Lineage: Eukaryota; Metazoa; Arthropoda; Insecta; Diptera; Chironomidae.
AUGGCGUAUAGAUAUGGAGAAUUUUAUGACGUAAUUUGUCAUGAUAACCGAGGGACGAAAAGCGAAGGUUUAAAAAACAAAUUGGAAAACAUUGAACAUUCCGCAAAAGGCGGUCACAAGGCUGUUUGGUGUCUUAUUUCAAUUUGUCAAAUCGAAGCUGACAUAGAAAGACUUGAAUAA